Molecule: messenger RNA, 4108 nt
Organism: Bradysia coprophila
Lineage: Eukaryota; Metazoa; Arthropoda; Insecta; Diptera; Sciaridae
Product: neuropeptide CCHamide-2 receptor-like
Biological process (GO): G protein-coupled receptor signaling pathway
Cellular component (GO): plasma membrane
Molecular function (GO): neuropeptide receptor activity
Source: RefSeq, a predicted model, not a curated record
UAUAAUAAACGUUUGUGUGUAUAUCCUUUUGAGAAAACAAGCAAAAUUAGCAAAUGUAUAUCCUCCAGAGCCACAACAAUCAUUCAUUUGAAUUUUCCUUCGACGAACACAUUUCAGUUUCGUUUAGUCCUUUAAACGAGAAGCACGUCGCACCGAUAGACAUAGCCAUCAUAUUUACGGAAAAAAGAAUUUCCAUGAAAUAAAAUCUUUCUUUAUCCGUUACAUAUACACAUACCGGAGACUUUCUGAGAUUGAUUCAAACAAGAAAAUUUAACCGUUGCGUGUUCCGUAAAAAUAGCAUGAUAACUAGUUCGCUGGUAUAAAGUUGGAUAUUGUUUUUGUUUAAUAAAAUUUAUUGAGUGCUAAAAUAAAUUUUUAAUCGGCAAUUAACUUGACAUUUACUUUGAUGCACAGAAUUUAUAAAAUAAACAAAUCAAAAAUCCAAGGUGUUUAUUGAUGUAAACGGUAAAUUACUGUGGUUUGGUUUAUUUUUAACUCUUUUCAAUUGAAUAGAUGAUUUGAACAAUUUGUUUACACAAUUUACUACAAAGUCAGUCAAAAUAUGAAUUUUUUAUUGGAAUAUCUGCUAAAAUAAUGAUGAUAAUAAUGGUGAUGUCGGUGUUAAAAAGUUAAAUCCUUUCGUGUUUCCUUGCACAAGUAUUUUAUUUAGUGAGUAGCUAAAUUUUAUUCAAAAGAUAAAUACCAACAAUUCUACAACGUCGAAAAUAGAGUGGUAACUGUUAACUUGUUACACAUCACACAUUAAACGGAAGAAACUCUAUUGCAGACAUGGGUCAAACCAUAUCUGAUGAAAAAUUGAAUUCUACUUUACUGGAGGACGAUGAUGAGGCUGGAUACACCCCAUACAACAAACGUCCCGAAACAUUCAUCGUACCAGUGUUGUUUGCAUUCAUUUAUAUAGUCGGUGUCUUAGGAAACGGAACGUUGGUUAUCAUAUUUUUAAGGCACCGUUCUAUGCGAAACAUCCCAAAUACCUACAUUUUCUCGUUAGCGUUGGCUGAUUUGCUGGUAAUAUUGGUGUGUGUGCCGACGUCUGGAGUUAUUUAUACCUUUGAAGAGUGGAUAUGGGGUGAAACAAUGUGCAGAAUAACUGAAUUUGGCAAAGAUGUCUUUUACGGUGUUUCGGUUUUCACUUUAACAGCUUUAGCCGCAGAACGAUAUUGUGCCAUCGUUAAUCCAUUAAGGAAAUUGCAGACGAAACCAUUAACGGUUAUCACUGCAAUAUUGAUCUGGGUCUUGGCCGUUGUAUGUGCAACACCAGCCGCCAUUGUUUCGAAUUUGGUUGAUUUACCGGUGAAGAAUAGAACAACGAAUUGGACUAUUGUGACGUGUCAACCGUAUGGUGAUCCCUUACAGGAAUCUACGCCGAUUUAUGCAAAAUAUAAUGUAAUAUGCAAAGCAAUUAUCUACUACAUCCUUCCUUUAUCCAUUAUCGGCGUAUUAUACGUAUUGAUGGCAAGACGAUUACAUGUCAGUGCUCGAGAUAUGCCAGGUGAAAUAGCUGGACCACAGAGCAGAGCACAGGCACGGGCUCGAAGGCACGUCGCACGGAUGGUUGUCACCUUUGUUAUAGUUUUCGUAGUUUGCUUUCUGCCCCAGCACAUAUUCAAUCUGUGGUUUCAUUGUAAUCCUAAUAGUCGAGACGAAUACGAUCACUUUUGGCACAUUUUGCGGAUAGUUGGAUUCAGUUUGAGUUUUCUCAAUUCAUGCGUAAAUCCAAUUGCUUUGUAUUGUGUAUCGGGUGUAUUUCGUCAACAUUUCCAUCGGUAUCUGUGUUGCAAAACGCCGACACCAACGAAACGUUUGGGAAUGUCCACGGCCAGUGGAGCUGACACAACAUAUAUGUCAACCAUAAGACGGAACAAUCAAAGUAACAAUAACACCGUACAGUCACAUAAUGGGGGAUCACCAACGCACAGCAUCGUUAUAGCGGAAAAGAGAUGAGACACGAUUCAGAGUUCAGUUUUGUAGAGAGUGAUGGGUUGUAGCGGAGGUUAUUUAUUGUAAGUAAUUAAUGUAAUUGAUGCAAGAAGAAAAUGGCAUUUUUGCACACAUCACGAAUUUAGUUGAGAGCAUGCUCUAGGAAAUAAUUUAUCCAACACAAUAAAACAAUGCGAAUGUAAGAGGUAAACGGUAUAGUUUUUUCAAGAACAAUUGAUGUUAAUAUAUUCGUGGACGUCGUACACGCAAGGAGCAUUUAAUUAUUCAAAAUUUCACCUCAUAAGAGUAUUUCAGAGUUUUGACGAAUUCUUUCCAAUUGUAAACUUCUUUCACGUUCUUCUGCUUCACAGCACAAAGCUUUUGACAAAAUCCAUUUAGAAUCCAUGAAUUCUGAACGAAAAAUCGUUCGCGUAUUGGAAACAUCGGAGGCAUUAGUUUAAAUAUUCAGAGGUGAAAUUAAAAUCUUAAAAUUGCAGCUAUAUAAGACCACACUAUUGAUUAUUUACAGUGAUGUACUGCAUUUUCAUAUACAUUUACAACCGUUAACCCUAGAGUUGAAGUGGAUUUCUUGUUUUGUACGUAGUAUAGUUCGUGCGUAAAAUUGUGUACAUAACCCGGUAUAAAAAAGGAAAGUCAUAUUUACGAGUGAUUAUUAACCAAUAUUUAGCAUGAUCUUGCUAAACUCAUACCUAGUUAUGUAAUAACUAUUGUCGUCAUUCUCAAUAACGGAUACAUAGCCGUACGUAAAAAGUUAAAAUUGUUAUAGACGUCGCGGAAAACAUUACAACCAAGACUAAUUUAUUUUACUUUUAUCAAUACAAAUACGUCCCUGUUUCAAACUGUUUAUUUUACCAAGUGUUAGAGUUGCAGCCCGAUGAUUAACAUGGAUUAUAUUUAGUUUCUGAAGCUUUUCUAGUUUCCAAAAAAUUGCACAGUGAUUUUCUAAUGAUUUUUUUUCGGUUGACCUUUAUCUGCUCUUCGCUUGUGAUAGACCAGAUCGUGUACGAACGUAAUAAUGAAGAGAAUUGAUUAAAUUUAUCGUUAAUUAAGGUUUAGUAUAAAAUUGUUGUUAAGGUAAGGAUAUAAGCCUAUUAAAAUAGAACGUUGAUGGACCAAAACUCGUGAGGAAUGUUAUACUAACUAAUAUGUGUAUGAGUUACUAAGGCAAUGAAGGCAACUAGGUGUAUUUUGUAUUGGAUGUAACAUAAACGUAAAUCUUAUAACGAUGUGAGAAUCUUAUUAUCCAAAAGGAUAACCAUAACAAACGAAUCAACCUACACGUUUUUCCCUUUUAUAUUUUCUGAGAUCCCGAAGUUUUAGAAUAAUUGGCAGGAUUAGAAAAAAGGUAAGUUACAUUUAUGUAUGUAGAUGAUUAUGCAAAGGAACUUAACGCGUCAAGACGUACAUUGUUAUGUUAAACAUUUUUAAGUUGUGGAUUAUGAAAACAGUAACGCUUAAAAUAUCUACCUUAUCUCGGGAGUACAACGUUAAAUUUUUUAAUGGAAAUGACAGAAAUGGAAAAUUGUUUAUCAUGGUUCGUUUUUCAAUGUUUCGAAGCACUGACAUGGGUAUACAGUAAAUUGGACUUAAAUAUUAGAACGAAUAAGAUAAAUUUGAACGGAAUAUAUUCGGCGUAUCAACUACGUCUACGAAUUUCAAAUAUAUUUUCGAAUGUCAAAAAUAAUUUGAUAUUUUUAUGAAAUUUUUCAAAUACGGUUCGUAACUUAUAUUUUGUGUCCAUGCCAUAGGGUAUACGUAUACAAUACACACAUGUGUAUCUGACAAACUGAAUAUAUUCAAAUCAGAAAGAAUGAAUUUAAAAAAAUUGUAUAAAGAAUGUCACAUCACUACGAUAAAUUAUUCCUUGCAUAAAUAACGUUGCAAUUGAUUUGUAUAAAAAUUAAUUAAUUAUUGUGUAAUUCUGACAGUUUGCAGACGACAAGGCAAGAGUUUCUUCAAUUUCCUGAUUGAAUCUUGUACUUCGUUAUCUUUAACAUCCAUUUUGCUUCAUAUUUGUUAAAGACUAGAUCAAGAUUCAAUAGUUACUACGACCCGAAACUUAUGAUUUAAGAGUCAACUCGCCAAAACUUCGAACAGUCGGGAUUCAAGCCGAUAGCGAUCCAAACGAGCUAUGGCUCAAAUGAAU